Messenger RNA from Symbiodinium sp. CCMP2592, 4080 nucleotides. Lineage: Eukaryota; Dinophyceae; Suessiales; Symbiodiniaceae. The record is from the annotation of a GenBank genome assembly.
AUGGCGGAGCCGGAUAGGUUCAGUGCGGAAGGGUUGGCUGCGGCCUGGGAGGCUGAGCAAUCUGUUCGGGAAAGGAUUCGCAGUGGCAGCAGCGUUGUCGUUCCAGUUGCUGAUCAGAACUUGGAUGCCUCUAACAAGCUUGCGAUCGCUAACUGUGAUAUUAUGACACCAGUUCUGGUGAAGAUGACAGCAUGUGCCUUGAAGUUGCCAGAUAUCGAUCCGCUUCGUGGGUGUGUGAAAGCGCUUUACAUGAUGGCUUCAAGGGAAGUUCCGGAUACACAAAUCGAUGAUGAAGCUUGGGCUAUCCGGCAUUUGGCUGGGUUCGUGAAAAGGAAGACACAAAAAAAGCUUGUUAGCUUGGAUCCCGACUUCCAAGACAUGUGUCUGAUCCUGAACCCGGAGCUGGAGGACUACGUCCAAGGAAUUCGAGAUCGUGCUGCCGAGGCUUCCACUCCAGUGGCCAGUGGAGCCACGGAGCCACCUUCUGAGGCAUCCGAGCUGGGUCCCGACAGCACUGUUGAUGAGCCCUCGGUCCCGAAUGCUGUGGUAGAUGCCCCGACAAGCAAUCCCUCGAUGCCGAGUGCCGUGGAAGCCCCGACAACCAAUCCCGGUCAGCCUUCGAUGCCGAAUCCUGUGCUGGUAGCUGCCCCAACGAGCAAUCCCUCGAUGCCGACUGCUGUGGUAGCCCCUACAACCAAUCCUGGUCAGCUCUCGAUGCCAAGUGCUGUGGUGGUAGCUGCCCCGACAACCAAUCCCGGUCAGCCCUCGAUGCCGAAUGCUGUGGUGGUAGCUUCCCCGACAAGCAAUCCCUCGAUGCCAAGUGCUGUGGUCGCCGCCCCGACAACCAAUCCUGGUCAGCCCUUGAUGCCACAUGCUGUGGUGGUAGCUGCUUCGAUGCCGAAUGCUGUGGCGGUAGCUUCCCCAACCCAUCCUGGUCAGCCCUCGAUGCCGAGCGCUGUGGUAGCCCCGACAAUCAAUCCUGGUCAGCUCUAUUUGCCCAGGGUCGUAGACUCCCAGACAACCACUCCCGUGCCCUGCACGCCAAGUCUUCCGGGUCCACGUGCGAUUUCGACAGACAGCCAGCCCGAGUGGGAUGAGCCAUCACCCGAUUCAGCUCAAGAGGAGGAAGUUCGACCCCGACUCCCCGUUGUCCUUGUCAUCAGCUGCAUCGUCAGCUCCGGCUCCUUUGCCGGCGCAAGCAGUUCGGUGAUCACUGCUAACAACUGCAUAGCUUCUGGCUUCUCUUGCACCUAUGCAGGACAAGUGCCAACUGAUGAGACUGAUGAGAUGACGGUCACGCCUACACGGGCCACGGUUGAUGAGGUUGACGCCCAACCCUACGACAUCACACUAUCUACUCCGGAGUUCGUGAAGCAAUCUAGGACUCCCACCAGUAUGCCAAGCACGGAUGAUGUUGAACUGAAGCGCUUCAAGUUCCAGCAUCCCGGCGAGAUUCCGCCCCAAGCCCUCGCAUCGUGCCCGCCAGCAGAAGCUGUCACUGCCCCACCUGCUUCCCAGCCGUUGCCACCGCCGGUGCAGGUCUUCGGACGGCGAGACCAGCUGGGCCUGAGAACAUCGCUCAAGGCAAAGGAUAAGCAGGAGGCAGAGAUUCCGGACCAGGUUUUGCAGGGCCUUUGUGAGUCCGAUCCCACAGAACCUGUUCAUGCGGAGCAGGGCGAGGCUGAUCUUGAGGGCAUGGCAGGUGACACUGUGGAGCACCCUGAUCCGAAGCCCCGGAAGCUCAAGCGAAAGAAAUCCUUGAAGUCGAAACGGGCCCGUGGGCUCAAGAGGCUUAAGUCCAUGAAGAGAUGCAAGGAUGACCGUGGUGAUGAUGCACCUGAGCCACCUCUCGAGGGGGCGGCCCUGGAAGAGGAGGAGUGUGAUGAGGAUGAUGCAGCAAGUGCUGCGCCAACCGCCCGGGUCAGAGCAAAAACCCCGGCAAGCAAGGCCCCGAAGGCGAAAGCAAAGGCCAAAGCAAAAGCCCUCCCAAAGAGCAAAUCCAAAGCCUCGAAGAAGGAGUCAUGUGAAACCGGCUGCACCAAGCCAAAGCCCAAAGGUAAAGCAAAGGCCAAAGCAAAGGCCUCCAAGGACGAUCCAUCGGAGCCGGCCCCCAAGGCCAAAGCGAAAGCGAAAGCGAAGGGCAAAGCCAAAGCCACCCCCAAAGCCGACGCAAAGGCCAAGCCGGGCAAAGGUACCAGGGGUCGCAAAGCUUUGCCCGAUGGCGAGCCGGACCAGGCGGAUGUGGAUUACAUGGUUUCCUAUUUCCAGUCCUUUGACAAUCUUGAGGACAGGGAUGCUCUUAAGCGAGAGGUUCGGGAGCACAUGCCACAUUUCGAGUAUGUUGCACUGGACAUCUAUUGGAGCCGCUAUGGGUGUGGUUUGUCGCUUUACUACGGGGAGAGCAAGAAGCCUGAUUCCAAGAGGAACGUCGGUUACUUUUCCUACGGCAACUGCGAUGCUGGUCUUUUGGUGGCCAUUGCCUGCGCCAUCAGCCUUGGCUGGUUCAUCGAAGAGCACCGCAUUACCGACCCCGAGCUCCGUGCCAUCAACGAAAAGGAGUUUGUUGCGCGGGUUCUCAUGGUUCUUUGGACGAAGGGGCUCUUCAACCUGGCGCAGGUCUUCGAGUGGGUGGAGUUCUUCGCGGGUUCUGCUAGAUGCACUUCGAUGGUGUUUGCCGUGUUGGCUGGUGGAUGGGGCAUUACAAUGUUGGACAAAGGUGCCCUGAAGGCCACAGCCCGGAAGGCAAUCAAGAAAAAGGUGGCCACAACAAUCAGGAUAUAUCCUCUACAGUUCGCAGAAGCUGUGGCCGGCAUCUUCCAAGACUUGAAGUCUACUUGCAAAGGCUGCCCAAGUCUGCCAAACCCGGAUCCAUCUGGCCUCGAGCUGUACGCCUCCGCCAGCACACCCGUGGAUGUCAGCCUCAUGUACAAGACUGCGCAGCUUGGAGAUGUCUACGAUUAUUUACGGGGGUAUCAGGCUGUUAUGGGAGACUCCGAUGCCGAUUUAGCCCUCCAAGAGGAGAUGCUGAAGAAGCAGAUAGAGGCCGUCGAGGAGGCGCCGACAAUCCCUGCUGAUGAGUUGAGGGAGAACCUGAGCACUAUAAAUUUUCCAGCUCCCCCUGCUGCUGUGCAGCCUGCUGAAGUUCAGGCUGAAGUGCAGGCACCGAGCGAGGACAGCGCACAGCAAGCAGAAGCGAUCUCGGAGCCGCCUGCCAAGAAAGCGAAGAAAGAAAAAACCCGAAGAGAGCUGCUUCGAGAAGCAGCACGUGCACGCAUCCUGCGAAUGAUCGCUCCGAAAAAGAAACGAACCGAUCUUUCCGUUCCGGACUAUGUUCGCGAACAGUGGCACCGUGGCACGAAAGCGAAAUCGGAAAUGGAGGAGUUGCUCCUCGAGCACAACGGAGACAAGGAUCGGGGAUCGGGAGUUGUAAAGACCUAUGUUGUGUGCUUGGUUUCCUACAUAACAUACUCUGUGGUGGAGGAGAAAUUCCUGUCCGAGCUCCUCCUCAUCGUGAAGAAGAUUAAGAAAUUCGUCGUAAGAAGGGCCCGGAUCGCAGGAGCCAAGAAAAUCUGUGAAGCUGACCCAGCCUUGCACCGGCGGAAUCAAUAUGACGGCCAGUGGGAAUACUAUGUUACUGUUCGAGAGACGGCAGUGCACAGUCAGACGCAUGAAAUUACCGAAGAGCAGCGGCAAUCUGGAAAGGCUGCGAAACCUUUGGAGUUCAAGCCUGACGAGUUUGCAGACCUGGAGAAGGCCGCGGCUCGCGGAAGCCAGCCAUCGGACCUCCGGGCGAACUAUUCACAGGAUUGCCAGAAGUCGGUGGAUGGAUUGGAGGAACAUGUCUUGAAGCUUGAGGCGGAGCAUGGGAAACUGACCGAUCAGAUGGCCAAAGGCGAGGCUGACGGCUUCAACACAACGUCGAGCCGUGCCACGGCCUCUGAGCUCCAGGUGCGGUGGAAUGCCAAGAAGUUCUACCAGAAGAGCUCGGGCAAACCGCAGCAAGCAGGAGGUGAGAGUGAUCGUGCCAGGGCACCCAAGGCCAAGCCAAAAGGCUCGGCCAAGGCUGCUGCCAAGAAGUAA